This is a messenger RNA of Eriocheir sinensis (Chinese mitten crab), 5812 nucleotides long. RefSeq names its product A-kinase anchor protein 10, mitochondrial-like (gene pkaap). Lineage: Eukaryota; Metazoa; Arthropoda; Malacostraca; Decapoda; Varunidae. The transcript is spliced from 9 exons. Gene Ontology annotation, cellular component: plasma membrane. Bases 91 to 2061 code for a protein of 656 amino acids. The record is from RefSeq and is a predicted model, not a curated record. Gene Ontology annotation, biological process: intracellular protein localization.
CCCGUCACUUAUAGCUGUGUUGUGUUCCUCUGGGUCAGCUGGGAGAGACGGGGGCCAUGGGCGGCGAGUUUCCAUGAAAUUUACUGGGAAAUGUCGUCCUUAUGGAGGAAGUUCCGGAGUGGGAGCACCAGCAGCCAGAACUCGGACCCUACCCCGGGAGGGAACUGGCAGCGCACCCAUCCAGCCCCUCCUCAGGGUGCCCGGCCAGUCUCCUGCAGCCCUGAGCUCCUUGCCCACUCACCCACCCUCACCCACCUCAUAACAAAGGCAGAUGAAGAGUUGUUCCUUGCAGGUGAUGAGGCCAAGAGGAAUGACCCUUUACAAGUCAAGGCCCAGUUUGUGAAGACAGUCCUGGACAUCCUUCACAGCCCCUCAACACUGCCCUACUUUGUACAGUUCCUGCAGGGCUGGGGAGCCGACAAGUAUGCACGCUUCUGGCUGGAGGCAAACAGCUUCCGUACGGCAGCUGCUACUCGUGUCAUCCCUCAGUCCCCCACCAGACCCACGACACUGCCUAAUGAACCCCCUGGAGGUGUUUCAGAGAGGCUCAGUGGAAAGGAGGUGUGUUCAAGGGAGGGGAGGAACCAGGCGAGGGAGGCACAGAGGGACUUGGUGCUCCCAGACCUGGUGAGUAACAUCCAAAAUGCCAGUGAUGUGACGCCUCUUGGCAGCCCUGAGGGGGUCACACCAGAUGCCUUGACCUGCCACACGCCACGGCAGGACUUGGGAGGAGGGCCAAAGAAAGUGGGAGUCAGUCCUGGUGGGGGUGAUGGUGGAGGUGGUAAAGACAGCAGUGGUGGUCACGGUGAUAUCAGGAACACACUCAGUGCCCAGAUAGAGGAACAAAAACAGACCCAACAGACCCCAGCAGAAGAAACCACAGACCCAGAGGAAAGAUUGGGUGCCCAGAAACCACAGAGGAGCAUUGCAGAUGACGCAUUAACUAUCUACAAUAAGUACCUGGCAAAGGACGCAGACUGCCUGGUGGCUGUGGAUGAGGGCAUUGCAGGGGACGUUGGCUGCAGGAUUUCAGCCGCCAAGCAGGAUGUUGACCCUGACUGCUUCCUGCUGGCUCAGGAGGCUGUGGUCGCCAUCCUGGAGAGGGAGCACCUGCCCAAGUUUUUGUCCAGUGACUAUUACUUGAAACACCAGAUUGACGUGCUCACCAGUGGCUCUGUGAGGCUGGCGGACAUCAUCUACAGUGACUCAGCCUUCCCCUAUUUCAUGGAGUAUGUGGAGCAGGAGGGCGGCCAGAGCAUGCUGCAGUUCUGGGUGGCUGUGUCCAACUUCCGACAGCAACUCCUGGAGGCUGACCCACGGACCCAUGACCCAGCACAGGCCCAGGCUGAUGCCAUGAUACUCUAUGAUAAGUACUUCUCUCUCCAGGCCACAUGUCCACAGGGAUUCAGCGACAAGGUGCGCUUCCUUAUCGAGGGGAAUAUCUGCCAGGAGAGCGGCCCACCACCCACCUGCUUUGACCUGCCCCUCAGAGUGGUGCUGCACAUCCUUGAGAGGGACUUUCUGCCUGGGUACCUGUCCUCCAGCCUUCACAUCAGUUACCUCAGUGAGCUCAUCAACACCGUCAAGAGCAGUGUGGAACUCUUCGGCCGGAAGAAGCGCACAGGGUCUGAGAGCACCUGCAGCAGCGAGCAGAGCAGCAGCAGCAUCAGCAUCAGCACACAGAACACCCUGCUGGCCAUGGACUCCUCGGCGGCCCCAACCUGCAGAGUCAAGAGCUUGGCCGAUCCGUCUUCCAUGAGGAUUGACGCAUCGCAGCUUAAUGAUCCGGACUCCCUGUGGAGGCGCAAGAACUUCAGUAAGUUGAGCUGUGGGUUCGUCAACGAGCUGGGACGGUUCGAGGCAGAGAUCGAGGCUCACCCAUACCAGCGGCAGCCUUCCUCGGGGCUCCAGAAGAUCAGGCGAUUGAUGGGGCGCGAGGAAGACAAGGUGAAGGAGGACAUGGCGUACCAGGUGGCCGAAAUGAUUAUUAAGGAUGUGACGCAGGUGACUCUGGGCCCCAAGGGAAGAGCAAUGCCCUCGCCUCCCCCGCCCCCCUCAUGAUGCCCCGCCUCUGCCCCACCCCCGGCAACCCUGUGCGGGGAGGAGGGCCAGUGUGUUCAUAGUCCUCGGUGGAUGGUGAGAUGUCUGACCGAGGCAAAGCCGUGCACUGUAGCGUUUAAUAUUUAUACUGAAGGUUUUUUAUAUAUCCUGACUGUGAAUCCUCAGCCUGCAGCGUUGAUAGUGUUGUUGUACUGUUCGUUGUUUUGGUCGUCUAGGUUUUGUCUUUUGUAAUUUUGUGUUGUUAUUACUGUUUGUUGUGCGGUCGUUCGGGAUGCUCGGACGGCAAUACGCUUAGGCUAAGGAGCAGCAGCAGCCAGGAAUCUGUAGUUAUAGUGUGAGCGGUCAAGAAGUGUCUUAAAUUCAUCCCCUGAAGUGAGAUCUGGCUCUAAAACAUUUCUUUGAGAACUCCACAAUAACACCCAAACAUUAUUUUCCUUACAAUUUUCACAUCCCACACCUAAUCGUGACCAAGGAAUCCCUAGAGAAAUAUAAUUUAGCUUUAGUUACACAUCCCUUGGACUGAACUGGUGAUGAAAAGUGUGGUGAAGGAAACAAAGGCAUUAUUGGGUCAUUUCUGGUACUCAGGGAAGAGUACAAGACUGACUAGUUCUCCCUCCCACAUACCUGGCUGCUAAGGUGUUGGUCAGAGGCAUAAUGGGGAGGGAGUUGUGGUGGCCUGGUCCUUGUAUCUAAUGCAAUGACUGCUCCAUGUGUUCUUGGAAUGUAAGGAGUUAAGGUGUUGUACCUGGCAGAGGAUUAUUUACUACAAUAUACCCUGGAAUGUAUAUUAAGAGGGUCCCCUUGAAAAUUAUCUCCCAGGUGGUUAUUAUUUGAAAACGUAAUACUUACAAAACUUUCCCACACUUAAAUAUUUCUGGUUGUGUAUCUACCAGACUAAAGAACUCAUUCCUCUCAUAUCUUUACUUUUUUGUAGUUUUCUCUGUCAUUUUGGUUGUGUCAGGUGUAUGAGAACUUUUUAGUAGUUGUGAUGUGGAGUACCUUAGGAGUGGGGUGGUCUAAGGGGGCACUGUGGUCUAGUGGGUUGGAACGUCAAGCCAUGGAAGUGAAGUCAGGGCGAAUCAGUUUGAGCGUCAGUGUGCCGUGUGACGUUGGGAAUGGCAUCCAGUCUUGGGCCCCAAAUCACAACCCCCAAAACAGCGACCCUAAAUGAAAAUGGGUAAAAAGCUGUUGGGACAAAGAAGAUGCAGAAUUCUUUACUGAGGGCAUCUGCAGCCUCCAAACAGCAACCCUAAAUAAAAAUGGGUAAAAAGCUGUCAGACAAAGAAGAUGCAGAAUAUUUAUUACUGAGGGCAUCUGCCACCUAGGAAAUACUUUUGAGAUGAAGAGACAGAAGUUAGAAAACAUUCAUUGAGGAAUAUAUUUGCUGCAGUUUGUCUCAUUCAAAUUGAAAGUUCAGAAGAUGCAAGAAAGUGGCACUGCUGGGAUUCUGUUUAAAUAUUGUGUUGCAGGAGGAGCCUCUGUUGUCCCUUGAUGACAAAGAAAGCAAAAGUGGUCAGUUAAGGGCCCAUAUUCUCAGACAUUUUCAACUCACAACAAAUAUUUAUAAAGGCCACAAAUGAGAUUACUCUGUUUUUUCGUGAGUUUUCACAUUCACGGCGCAGAAGCCUUGUCACACCAUUACUAGGCUCUAUGAAAGUCUUAAAUAAUGUGGGGUGUGUAAGGCCAGAAGUGUUUGAGAAUAUGGGCCCAUAGUAUCACAUUUGUAAGGACUCUAUGCACACUCGUUGACACCACCACGUCACUUACACAAUUCAACAUAUGAAUCUCGUUUUUAGAAUCUGUUUUAUCGAUGCUGCUCUUGUGAUAAUCAUUUUAAACCUAAGAGAUAUACAGAUAGAUAGUUAUAUAUAUAUAUAUGAAUGAAUAUAUAUUAUGUAUAGUACUUUGUUUUCAUCCAUACAAAGUUAUGCAGGUACAUAAUCUCAUAGCCAAAGCUUCUCUCAUAGCCUGAUGUGAGAGGCUUUCCUACUACACUCAAGCCUUGUUAAUCUUCCUUCUUUUUAUAUGUAUCAGUGACCUAACUUUUCCUGCAAGUCAUAACUCGGAAAACUAUAAGUUCUCCUGGCACGAAGAGAUACACAGAAAUGAACCUUCUUCCUUGAGUCAAACGCCAAAUUUUUUAAGCAUCGUAUUGGUGUUUAUAUAGUUGUGUGGCCAGUUUGGCUUUUUAAUUCCAUUUUUGGGACAGAGUUUGCUAAAAUUGUUGCAUUUUCACUAUUGACAUAUUUCAAACUCAUUCGUAAAAAGCAAUAUGAAGAAAUCAGUAAAAUCAACUAACAACGCCUUGAAGAACGAGUCUAAAAAGACAAAUCAGCCACUGUUGAUGAAGACUAAUAUGAUGUUUGAAAAAUCAGGCGUUAUUCCACAGCAUAGGAAGGUGGUAUUUACUUUAAUAAAUCAUCUGACCACAGUUUUCACGGUUCUGGUUGUUGCUGGAUUGAGGAGUCUGGCAUUAUUAUAACCACUGGUAUCUUUUUGCUAUCUUCCAUGUGUUAUUUUAAAGAUUACUCAUUUACCUCCUCAUCUUCACUCAUUAUCUUUUCCUAUGCAUCCUCUGUUCUCUUCAUCCCUCAUCCAUCUCUGCAUAUUUAUCCCUUUGUUUUUAUUCACUAUCGUCACGCACUGUCUAUCUGCCUUAUCUUCUUAUCAUCCUCAAAAUUCCUCAUCCCAUUGUUAUCAUUCACUAUUACAAUCCUCAUAUGGGCUCAUCAUCAUCUUUAUCCCUUCUCCAUUCACUAUCAUUUAUCAUCUAUCCUUUUCCCAUUCACUAUAUGUAAUUGCACAUCUCCCCCUGUCACCCUCUUCAUCAUCUAAUAUUGUGUUCAUCCCUUCGUCUCUUAUAAUGACUUGUACUAUACUUAUUGGUCCCUAUUAUCACUAUUAUAUACUCAUCACCCAUCUCACCAUCAACACUCAAUAUACUCACCCUAACAUCUAUACUCAUUUUCCCUGCUCAUAAUGUAUAUUCACUCAUAACCUGUAAUUACUUUCUCUUUUAAUUGUUUAUUUACUCAUUUUCCUUCAUUAUCACAAGCUCCUCCAAAUGUUUCAUGAAUCUUCAUAUUUUACAAUCAUCACUUCACUUCUUAUUCAGUACACUCCCUUUCUAACUCAUUAUACUCAUUCUCUCUCUCUUCACUCAACAUCUCUAGACCCUCAUAAUGUAUCAAAAAUCUUCAUAUUUCACCUUUGUCACUUUUUCCUUCAUCAUAUUCACUUCUUAUUCACUAUGCCCCUAUCUCCCUCCAAGCAUUUUCGUUCAAUUUUUCAUUCUUUUUUUUUUUAUAUUCUUCCUCUUGUUCUUUUCGCUCGUAUCAUAUUCACUUCCUCAUUAUCACAUUCCUCUCUCCCUCUAAGCAUCGUCAUUCAUUAUCCCUGGACCUUAUCUAUUUUUCAUGCAUAUUUUUAUAUCAUCUCUUGUCACUUUCCUUAUCACUGUGUUUCCUUUUACUACAUGAAACUAAAUGCAUGUCUUAUCUAUAAUUUUUUCAUGCAUCAUCUUUUUUAUACCGCCUCUUGUCACUUUCCUUAUCAUUACUAUCAUCAAGGUAUAUGUGUCUUCAUCUGCCGCCGCCACCACCACCACUCCUCAACCUUUCUUUUUAUAUAUUUAUCCCGUAUUUAUCAUCAUGUUCUCAAUUCACUAUUAUUAAACUAUACCACGUAUGUCUUACUUUCAUCUCCCACCACCACCAUCCUUCAUAAUCUUUCUUUUCAUGCAUCUUUUAUA